ACCCGAGCCAGCGCCCCUGCGCGCCACACAAGUUAGAACACGCGCUCGCCCACCGAGGAGAAGACGCUCGAGACGUCAGUUGAACAUGGCGUUGAGCUGGAGAGCUGUCACUAGUCUACAGCAGGGGGAAACAAACGCCGCCAGGGCCACAACGUUUAUCUGACAGUUAGCGACGGGAGUACGUCAGACUGCCGGAGCCUGUCCGAGUAUAUUUAUCUGCGUUUCAUCCUUUUUUUUCCGCCACUUCGGGGGACUAAAGCUGAAGAAAAAGGGGCGGUGGAACAGCGGAGUUGACAGCCAGCCUCUGCUAACGUUAACCCGGACAGUUUGAGCACAAAAUGCGGGACAACCUUUCAAGCUGACUGACGUUAACGUACGCGGUGGGGAGCUACUAUCGAUUUGAAUCGCUCGGUUAUUUGGGUUAACUCUUCCUGCACACAGAGCGGUUGUAACGAUAAUAACAAUAUGGUUCCGUGAUCUGUUGCUCGUAAUUCGCUUGUCAGGUCCACAGCUAAUACUGUCAGCUCAAACCGACUCACCUGAGCGUCGUAUGCCGUGUUUAUAUUGUGUUUUUUUUACGACAAAACGUUAAAGAAAUGUCAGAUAACCAGAGCUGGAAUUCCUCCGGUUCCGAGGAGGAUUUGGAGCCGAGAGAGGAGCCGGGACACCCUGUAGGUAUCGCUGAGUUCAGCGGCAUCCUCAGCAAGUGGACAAACUACAUCCAUGGGUGGCAGGACCGUUGGGUGGUUCUGAAGAACAACACACUGAGUUACUACAAGUCUCAGGAUGAGACAGAGUAUGGCUGUCGGGGUUCCCUCUGCCUUAGCAAAGCUGUUAUUACUCCUCAUGAGUUUGACGAGUGCCGACUGGAUAUAAGUGUAAACGACAGCGUUUGGUACUUAAGAGCACAAGACCCAGAACACAGACACCAGUGGAUCGACUCCAUCGAGCUGCACAGGAGUAUCAGAGAAGGAAGGAGAGAGAAAGGAGGAAUCCAGGGAACAAUAAUCAUCCCUCCACCACUGGCUGAUUCUGGAUAUGGCUCCGAGUCCAGUCUGCGGAGACAUGGCUCCAUGCUGUCUCUCACAUCAGCCACCAGCGGCUACUCCGCCACCUCCACAUCCUCCUUCAAGAAGGGCCACAGCCUGAGAGAGAAGCUGGCAGAGAUGGAGACCUUCAGAGAUAUCUUGUGCAGGCAGGUGGACACGCUUCAGAAAUACUUUGACAGCUGUGCAGACGGCGUGUCCAAAGACGAGCUGCAGAGAGACAAAAUUGUGGAGGAUGAUGAGGAUGACUUCCCCAACACCCGGACAGACGGAGAGUUUCUGCACAACAACAAUGGCAGCAAAGAAAAAUUGUUCCAGUCCUUGAGUCCCAAGGGAAUUAAUGGCAUAGACUUUAAGGGUGAGGCCAUCACAUUCAAGGCCACCACAGCCGGGAUCCUGGCCACUCUGUCCCACUGUAUCGACCUCAUGGUGAAGAGAGAAGACAGCUGGCAAAAGAGACUGGAUAAGGAGAUGGAGAAGAGGAGAAGAAUAGAGGAAGGCUAUAAAUCAGCCAUAAAUGAGUUGAAGAAGAAGUCUCACUUCGGAGGUCCCGAUUAUGAGGAAGGUCCAAACAGCCUCAUAAACGAAGACGAAUUCUUCGAUGCAGUCGAAGCUGCUCUUGACAGACAAGACAAAAUAGAAGAACAGCAGUCUCAAACUGAGAAGACAAGAAUACAGAGAUCCAGUCCAGUUCCUCCUGGAGACGUCUAUUCCAGCACCGGCACACACAGAUUCUCUGACAAGCUUCAUAGUCAGUCCUCCCCUGCUCUGAUAGUCAGGGCUCCUCCUCAGGAAGUCCACAGAUUCAGCGCAGAGGUGGAGGAGAUGGUGCAGAAUCACAUGACCUACUCCUUGCAGGAUGUCGGUGGAGAUGCCAACUGGCAGCUGGUCGUAGAGGAGGGAGAGAUGAAGGUUUACAGGAGAGAGGUGGAAGAAAACGGGAUUGUUUUAGACCCUCUGAAGGCCACACAUUCAGUAAAGGGGGUGACGGGUCACGAGGUCUGCCACUACUUCUGGGACACUACCUACCGCAACGACUGGGAGACCACUAUUGAAAACUUCAAUGUCGUGGAGAAGUUGUCGGACAACGCGGUAAUCACGUAUCAAACGCACAAGCGGGUGUGGCCUGCGUCUCAGAGGGACGUGUUGUAUCUGUCUGCCAUGAGGAAGAUCUUGGCCAACAACGAGAACGACCCAGACACCUGGCUGGUCUGCAAUUUCUCCGUGGAUCACGAGGACGCACAGCCGACCAACAAGUGCGUCCGUGCCAAAAUCAACAUCGCCAUGAUCUGUCAGACCCUGGUCAGCCCACCAGAGGGAGAUAAAGAGAUCAGCAGAGACAACAUCCUGUGUAAAAUCACCUACGUCGCCAAUGUGAAUCCCGGAGGCUGGGCUCCUGCCUCCGUGCUCAGGGCCGUGGCUAAGAGGGAAUACCCCAAGUUCCUCAAGCGCUUCACCUCCUACGUCCAGGAGAAAACUGCUGGCAAACCCAUCUUAUUCUGAGACUCACAGAGCACAAGAACAGAACUGCACGCGAAGCUUUGAGGAGCUGCUGUCUGCAGAACCAGUAACCAGUCAACAUCCUCAAGUGAUUUUGUUUGUUUUUUGUUCUUUCUUAGCUGCAGGUUAGUUCCAGUAGGGGAGGGAAGGGUCAUGAUGGCGCCCUCUGGUGGCUGCAUUCAAACCAUUGAGUAAAGUAAAAUGUUGUAAUGAGAGAAAUAACUACUUGUUUCUCCUCUUCCUUGUGAUUUAAUUGAUAAAAUACUUCAUUAUAUUGAGUAUUAUAGUAGAUAUAGUUAUAUAAUAUAAAAGCUACAUCAGUCUCCUGAAUGAAUGCACUCAGCAGUGGGCUGACGUGUCGCCUUCCUUCCCUUUCAGCCGCAGUUUCUUUGAUGCUCCUGUAGAAGUCAGACAGGUCGUGUCUCUUUUCUGGCAGAUAUAUUAAUAUAUAUAAAUGUACGUAUGUUCCAUAAGAGGUUUGUAAAAAAGAAUAAGCAAAAAAAAACUCUUCUCUAAUAGACUGAACUAUUUUCUUCUUGCCAUUUCUAGUUUGUUUUUCAUAAUUAAUAAUUCCCCAGCGUUCUUUUGAAGCUGCUAAUUUUUUGCUAGUAAAACUUCAAAUGAAGAUGAUUAUUAUCUUAUUGGUGUCAAGUCCAGAGGGUUGUCAUGACAACACAUGACCCCAAUGAUAUAAGACUUGACCGUUCUGACUUCAGUCUCUCUCAUGAAAACACCUGCUGUGGGUGCCGAUGGUGAGACGAGUCACAUAUUUAAUGUACAGAAGAUAUUUCAUGUACAUUAUUCGCUUGGCUUUAUAAUUGUGUCAUUUUCUUUUUUUUUAAAUGUGUUGUAGUGAAACAGCACAUGUGAAUGUUUAAUGAACUGUAAAUAGCGUCACUAACAUUUCUGAAGUCGAGCCCGAAUGCCUUAGCGUUAGAAGAAAUCUAGUUUCACAUCAGACGGGAUGAAGCGUGCUGUUGGUGCACCUGUUAAAUCACUAGAGAAGUGCCUCAUGGCUGUGCUCCCCUUACUGUCUUUUUAAAAUUGAUCUUACAGAUGGUAUUUCAUCUGCAUGUGUGUGUGAGAGGACUGGCAGGAGAUUUUUUUACCAGUAUUAUAAGAAGUCAUCAGAUUCAUUUUAGCAUCAGCGUUUUUCCACCCCGACCUUUCUGUCAGUGUUUCUGUUAUUUACAUGAGCUUCAUGUGUUCUGACAGUAUUUAAACUUCAGUCAGAUCUUUGUCUCUUUGUGUUUUCUGUCUUUAAAACUGUUGCUAAUAUACGAGCAGGGCUGCAAAAUCCAGAGUUUAAUAAGGAUUUUUUCAUAGUAACAGUUGACUUAUUAACUCUUUAUUGGCUGUUUUUAUUUACUCAUCUGUGAACAUUUUUAAAUGCUUUUUAAAGUAAAACUCUGGACUUUGCAGUUUUGCAGUUGAUAGAGAUUCAAGCAGACAGAAUUCAGUUUUCAUCACCUUCAUAGUUUUGCAGACUCUUCUCAUUUGAUUCAUACUGGAGCAUCAGUACCUGCCUGACUUUGUUUAGUAAGAUUUCCACCUGUAAACAGCACAAAAACCUGUUUUUCUUUGGUCAAAUCAAUGAUAGAUGUGAAGCUAUUUUAUCAAUCCUUAGAUGGAAUCAGAGCUUGUAUCUACUGUAAAUGAGAGACAGAGUGAAUCCCCUUCAUCUAAAGCAGAUGUUUCUAAUACAAGUUUAGUUUAAAGUUGUUGAAACUGAAUGUAAUUAGAAAAAACAUUAUUUUGUAAAUAAUUUGUUCAUACUAACGCUGUGGGAUCAACUUAUAAAUGUACUGUGACAAGGUGGCAUCUCUCCUGCCCUGUUUUAAAAGUGAAAUAAAUAAGUUUAUCCUCCA
Thunnus maccoyii (southern bluefin tuna) is the source of this 4414-nucleotide messenger RNA. Its product is annotated as ceramide transfer protein-like. Gene Ontology annotation, biological process: ER to Golgi ceramide transport. Gene Ontology annotation, cellular component: Golgi apparatus. The record is from RefSeq and is a predicted model, not a curated record. Bases 597 to 2549 code for a protein of 650 amino acids. Gene Ontology annotation, molecular function: phosphatidylinositol-4-phosphate binding. NCBI's taxonomy places the organism in Eukaryota, Metazoa, Chordata, Actinopteri, Scombriformes, Scombridae. The transcript has 19 exons.